Messenger RNA from Exophiala mesophila, 1737 nucleotides. RefSeq lists its product as uncharacterized. The transcript has 2 exons. Gene Ontology annotation, biological process: regulation of DNA-templated transcription. Lineage: Eukaryota; Fungi; Ascomycota; Eurotiomycetes; Chaetothyriales; Herpotrichiellaceae. The record is from RefSeq and is a predicted model, not a curated record. The coding region runs from base 1 to 1737 and encodes 578 amino acids. Gene Ontology annotation, cellular component: nucleus. Gene Ontology annotation, molecular function: DNA-binding transcription factor activity, RNA polymerase II-specific; zinc ion binding; transcription cis-regulatory region binding.
AUGCCUUACGACAAGGGAAGAGCAUCCAGGGCUUGCGACUCGUGUCGUAAGCUCAAGACCCGAUGCUACGAAUCCAGAGCUGCCGACUCCUCAUGCCUGAGAUGUGAGCGACUGGAAAUUUCAUGCUCUUUGGCUAAACUCCGUUCAACUCGACGCCAGGCUCAUGCUCCUCCCAAUGCCGCAAUCGAUGGUACUGAUCAGAGGCUGUCGCGCUUGGAGAGGGCUGUUGAGCGACUCCUGCAACGACUUGACCCCGAUGCUGAGGAUGAGGAAGUUACUCCCUCGCCUGCUGCUCGAGAGUCCUUCCGACAUCCCUCGCCAGAUCGGCUUCAGCCUCCAGGGCUUUCCACCAACCCCUCGGCCGCUCCUGUAUUGGUCAUUCGAGAUAUCGCUACCGAAAUGGGUGUCGAAUCUCCAGGUGCAGUGAGGAGCUUACAUUCGCUCCAUGACACUCCAGGUGCCAACAUGAUCGACGAAGGUUUCAUCUCCCAUCAAGAUGCAGUGGCCAUGGUUAGAAUCUUUCACGAGCAUUAUGGACGCUGGGUCUGCUUCGAUCCCCUCAUGUCAUCGAAUGCAGUUCUUGACAAGGCCAAACAGUCUCCUCUUCUUCUAUGUGCAUGUUGUUUGAUCGCAGUGCGCCACACCAAUCAAGAACUGGCGGCUCGUCUCGCUCCAGCGCUUUUCGAAAAGGCCAAGGCUCUCCUGUCCAUCGCCCUAUUGACCAGUCCCCAAACGAUAGACUUCUUCCAAGCUGCCAUCGUGCUUUCCAUGUGGUCUACAACCGUCGGCCAAGUCCCUUUAAGCAUAGACAGCUGGCUUCUGAGCGGCUUUGCUGUUCAACAUUGCGUUUCGAGCGAUCUCUUCGAUCCAAUUCUCAAUGGGCAAGGCCCGCCGAGAACGAGGCAAGAUUUGGAGCUUUUCUGUCUAUGGAGUCACAUUGCAUUGGUUCAUCUGCACUACUCUGUCGGCACGCGGAGGAAAUCAAUGAUUGCACGCUCCCAGAUGGAUCGGUGCCGAGCUAUCUUGGAGUCUGAUUAUGCCACAAAUUAUGAAAUUCGCAUGGUGGCUGAAGGCAACUUGUAUUGGAUUCUUUAUGAGGAUUGUUGCCUACAGGAACCAGAUCUUCCCAAGAUUCAGGCACACCUACACGUCUGGAGACAAGAAUGGAGAUUUGUUUUGGACCAGCCGAGAUCGCAAUUCCUGGAAAUGGGGUACAACUUUGCGCAACUUUUGGCCUACGACCAGUCGCUGAAAUCCCGCUCCGCCCGUGUUCGAGAGAGCCUCAUAUCUGAAAUGGUCCGUCUCGCUCUUGUCAUCAUCAACCUUGCCAUGGAUACGACAGAUGAACGCACCCGACAUUUGAGCGAUCACAUCUAUCAUAUGAUUGUCUUCGCAGCUGUGACGCUGUGCAGAAUCCUCAAUAUGUACGAAGAUCAAAUCAAGCAAUCUCACAGCCUGGAAGAACUUGAUGCCAACAUUACCACGUUAGUCUCGUGGCUACACACAAUUGGUUUGCCAUGUCACGCUGCGCACACUCUCGGUGAUGUUGUCGCUGCCUUUCAUAAGAAGCUACGGCCUCUGGCUCAUCCAUCUCCACUCACUACAAAAGAAAUCAAUGCCUGGAACGAUCCUAUCUUCUCGGCAUUCUUUCCAGAUCUCCUUGGGUCCAAUCCUUCCAAUACGUAUGAUUGGAACAUGCUACCAAACUGGGAACCGUUUGGCAACAAUAUCGGGUAA